GGACACCAGCCAUUUUCCCUUUAAAAGUGUCCCUCACUUCCAUUGUGUGAACCCAGUAAAUAGUGUCAAGAACAGCGCAAAGAAGACCCUCUUCGGAUUGUUUCCAUUUUUGACGCCUGAACUCUACAAGACGCCAUGGCCCGUACCAAGCAGACUGCCCGUAAAUCCACAGGAGGUAAGGCCCCUCGUAAGCAGCUGGCCACUAAAGCUGCCCGCAAGAGCGCCCCUUCCACUGGCGGAGUCAAGAAACCCCAUCGCUACAGGCCUGGAACCGUGGCUCUGCGUGAGAUCCGUCGGUACCAGAAGUCCACUGAGCUGCUGAUCCGCAAGCUGCCCUUCCAGCGCCUGGUGAGGGAGAUCGCCCAGGACUUCAAGACAGACCUGCGCUUCCAGAGCGCCGCCAUUGGAGCUCUGCAGGAGGCCAGCGAGGCAUACCUGGUGGGUCUGUUUGAGGACACCAACCUGUGUGCCAUCCAUGCCAAGCGUGUCACCAUCAUGCCCAAAGACAUUCAGCUGGCACGCCGCAUCCGCGGAGAGCGUGAACACAAGAAGAAGCAUCCUGAGGCAUCUGUCAAUUUUGCAGAAUUCUCCAAGAAGUGCUCUGAGCGAUGGAAGACUAUGUCAGCCAAAGAGAAGGGUAAGUUUGAGGACAUGGCCAAACAAGACAAGGUGCGCUAUGAGAGGGAGAUGAAGAACUACAUCCCACCCAGAGGAGAGAAGAAGAGGAGGUUCAAAGACCCCAAUGCCCCCAAAAGGCCCCCGUCGGCGUUCUUUAUUUUCUGCUCCGAUUAUCGGCCCAAAGUCAAAGCCGAAACCCCUGGUCUGUCCAUUGGAGACGUGGCCAAGAGGUUGGGCGAAAUGUGGAACAAGCAGUCGUCUGAGGACAAGCAACCAUAUGAGAAGAAGGCAGCCAAGCUGAAGGAGAAGUAUGAGAAGGUAUUGCUGCGUAUCGGCAAGACACGAGACGCCAUGGCCCGUACCAAGCAGACUGCCCGUAAAUCUACAGGAGGUAAGGCCCCUCGUAAGCAGCUGGCCACUAAAGCUGCCCGCAAGAGCGCCCCUUCCACCGGUGGUGUCAAGAAACCCCAUCGCUACAGGCCUGGAACCGUGGCUCUGCGUGAGAUCCGUCGGUACCAGAAGUCCACUGAGCUGCUGAUCCGCAAGCUGCCCUUCCAGCGCCUGGUGAGGGAGAUCGCCCAGGACUUCAAGACAGACCUGCGCUUCCAGAGCGCCGCCAUCGGAGCUCUGCAGGAGGCCAGCGAGGCAUACCUGGUGGGUCUGUUUGAGGACACCAACCUGUGUGCCAUCCAUGCCAAGCGUGUCACCAUCAUGCCCAAAGACAUCCAGCUGGCACGCCGCAUCCGCGGAGAGCGUGCUUAAACUACCACCUCCCCCCUCUAUCCUCCUUUCUCUCUUUCAUCUUCCUCUCUGACCAAUUCACCCCCCAGCACCCCCACCCCUGUUCUCCUACCUUGCCCUACCCCAACCCACCUCUCUCUCUCUUUUUGUAGUUGUAGUGUUAAACGGUGAUUAUGACAAGAAUAAAGUGUGUAGUUGUGUCUCUUUCUCUAUCUCUAUCUCUCUCUUUCUCUCAUUGUGCUCUUGGCAGCGGAAUUUUCCGGUACUCUUUUGUGCAUGUACCAGUGUGGUGCUGAUGAGGUUCACACACACACACACACACACACACACACACACACACACACACACACACACACACACACACACACACACACACACACACACACACACACACACACUAUGCACUGAUGUUUGCUACAGUGGAUAUCUACAGGUAUAGCAGCAGGGCAGUUGGGGUAAUGUCAUGGUGUGUUUGUGCAAACACCAAGGGAAACGUUGCAAGAACACUUGCAAGGAUUCGUUAGAUGCCGUCUUGGUGCAUGUGCAGCCUUGGUGCACAGCAAGUUUUGCAGUGUUAUUCCAACCCUUAGAGAGUCGAAUUGAAUACUCCCAGUGUUCAUCCUGCUCUCUAGUGUUAACUGAACAUUGCAGCAUUUACUGUGUGCGUGUCGGGUCUUCCCAUCGUCUGCAGAGAGCCAGACUAUAGUCAUGGCCUCUGUCAACUGUUGUACCAGACCAUCUGAGACGUUUUUGGCAUCAAGUGUAUGUGUGUUUGUGUGUGUGUGUGUGUCUGUGUGACUGUUUCCAUCAGCUCAACCUAACUGUAUAAGGAGCAUCUUUUGAGCGACAUGUUUAUUUUAUUGCAAUAUUGACAAUUACUGUUGUUAUCACAUUGGUGUCUGUUUUAUUUUCUUUUUUUGAUAUGCAUUACACAUGCUCUUUUCAUAAUACUCUAAAUAUUUGUAAAAGAAAGAGGUGGAGCAAAUCUCUCGAAAAGAAAAUACAAUUUUUUACAGAUUUUUUUGAAAAACGAAUAAAGGAAAAAAAACAUCAAAAAUAUCAGUCAUCUUUAUUUUCCAAAACAAUUUUGAAAUAAUCUUGGCUAUUAAAAAGGGAUGUUUCAUUGCUAUGUUCCCUGGUGAAUUUGACACAUUUUUCCCUCUUAUCCUCUCUUUCCAAUCACGAAUUUGGUGGUGAAAUAAUAAUUUGUUAUUGCCAAAUCAAGUCAUCCACCCUGCAAAUGCUUGUGAAAAAGGCAGUGUGUGCGCUUCAGUUCUGUUCUCCAUACCCAGUCUGUGUCAUUUUUAGUCAGAUGGAGUUUGGCAUAAUGUGAUGUGUAGGAAUAUAGAAAAUGUACAGGCCAACGUGAUUCAUUGAUGCUUUUAGCUUGAGCAUAGAGAAAGCACUCAUACUGAAAAAGACCUCCUGUGAUGUAUGACGUCAUGUGAUGACUUUUUCAGUGUUAGUGCUUUCUCUGUGCUCAAGCUAAUGGCAUUAAUGAUCACAUUGACCUGUACAUUUUACAUUUUCUAUAUUCCUACAGGUGCUGUGUCCUGCUUAGCUAGCUGGAAGAUGGCACUGUAUUCUGUUUGUGUAGCUGACUUUGGUCAGUUGGUGUUGGGACAAUUGUUACACGUAGAUGUCAGAUCAAACACCUUCAUCCACCCGUGUGUCCCUCUUGCACUCUUAUUUUUUUUUGACUAUAUAUCCUGAUUUUCUCAGGUGGAUAUGACCUUUUAUCUUAAUAGCUGGUAUUUUAUCUGAUUUUGAAUUUUCAUCUUUUUUUGGUUUUGUUUGGGGAAAUGUUCAGAUGUUUUAAAUAAAGCAGAUAUUUGUUCAUUCAAAUAAUCUCAUAAAAAACAAUCGAUAAAUAAAUGGAUGUCACACAGA
Engraulis encrasicolus (European anchovy) is the source of this 3249-nucleotide messenger RNA. RefSeq lists its product as uncharacterized. Gene Ontology annotation, cellular component: nucleosome; nucleus. Gene Ontology annotation, molecular function: protein heterodimerization activity; DNA binding; structural constituent of chromatin. The coding region runs from base 136 to 1380 and encodes 414 amino acids. The record is from RefSeq and is a predicted model, not a curated record. NCBI's taxonomy places the organism in Eukaryota, Metazoa, Chordata, Actinopteri, Clupeiformes, Engraulidae. The transcript is spliced from 8 exons.